Pomacea canaliculata is the source of this 3775-nucleotide messenger RNA. Its product is annotated as maltase A2-like. The transcript is spliced from 14 exons. Bases 634 to 2853 code for a protein of 739 amino acids. Gene Ontology annotation, biological process: carbohydrate metabolic process. The record is from RefSeq and is a predicted model, not a curated record. NCBI's taxonomy places the organism in Eukaryota, Metazoa, Mollusca, Gastropoda, Architaenioglossa, Ampullariidae.
CUGUACACACACACAGCCACACACACACCCUCCUCCCCUGUACACACACACACUCGUGCUCACACACACACAUACACACCUGUACGCUGAGCAGUCUGCUUGACAUUCUUUGCCGCCAUGUAAAAACUGUCAAACAUUCUAGAUUCUAGUAGGUCGGAGGUCGAGAGCCAACAAACACAAUUUAACUCUGUGAUCUUGUCAGUGGAGAGGCGGGUACCUGUGGCGGUGCACCUGUCUGUUCAGUGUUUGUCACUGCGCCGUGUGCCGGGGACAAGGUAGCAGUGGAUUUCUCCACAAACAACACCAUUGAACCGGAGAGAGUUUCUUGGACCAAGCCCCAGAGGAAAAGUCACACCAUCCAAUUUGCAUCACAUUUUCCACAGUCACGGCAGCACGGAGCGGAACAUUGACCUGGGACGUCAGAACGAGCUGAGGUCACCGCGUGCGGAACGAGAGCGACACUUUGCGGCACGCGGCUGUCUGGGUGGCAGGACAACGUCUUCUCUAGCGAGGUCCACGCCUGCAAUCAGCUUCGCCGCCAACACUCAACUAUAAAAGCUUGUCAGAGGGAUUACAACUCACUCACUCCACAGUCUUCAGUAGCAGCAGUGUGCUGGGUGCCACACGAAGACCAUGGACGACAAAUCUGGAGUAGUCCUCAUGUCUAUAGUCAACAAACAGAACCAUGCCACGAAGGAUGGUAGUCCAUCGGCGUACACCUUCGACAACCAAGGAUUUCAACUCCCAGAAGACUCGGUUCCAGAGGUCAAAAUUAUAAACGACAACGAGGCGACAACGAGCACAAGCUCCAACGAAACUGCAGUCGCCGCGCCUGACGACAACAUCAAUCACACCUACUCCGAGGUGAAGGAUGUCGAUGAAGAAACGACAGCAGCAACAAAUCUGACGAAUGGUCCGGUGGACUCAGGAGAGAAAGGCCCCGGAUUACCGAACUACAGGCGGAAGGAGUCUUCUGUAGGCUUCAGACUUCCGGCAGCGGAGCGGAAGGCGAGCACGGCGAGCCACUCAGCGCCGUUCCGGGGGAUGGGGAAGGAGGAGCUGCUGAGGCACUCGGCCAAACCCUUCUGGCGCCGCCUCCGCUACGUGUGCAUGUCCAUCGUGCUGGUCGGGUGGCUGGCCUUGAUCAUCACCGUGGUGGCGCUGGUGCUGGUGUACCCGUCCUGCCGCAAACCCGUGGACCAGCAGUGGUGGCAGAAGGCGGUGGUGUACAGAAUUUACGUCCGUAGCUUCCAGGACAGCAACGGCGACGGCAUCGGCGACCUGAAGGGAGUCAAUUAUCGGUUAGACUACUUGAAAGAACUCGGAGUCAACACCAUCAGUCUGUCUCCCAUCUACGAGACCUCGCCCCAGUCUGAGAGCGACAUGGACAUCGUCAACCACACAAGCAUCCACAAGGAACUGGGAACUCUGGAUGACUUCAUCUCCCUCGUCAACAAUUCCAACGAGAGAGGUAUAAAGGUGAUCCUGGACUUCAUCCCUAACCUGACGAGCAAGAACCACACGUGGUUUAGGGACUCUGCCAGCAGCGCCGACACCAGCAACCUCAAGAGGAACUACUACGUGUGGGUGGAGGGCCACAACAAUAGUGCUCACAUGGCCCCCAACAACUGGAUAUCUGUUUACGACGGAUCCGCCUGGUCUUUCGAUGCUUCCCGCAGCAUGUUUUAUCUGCACAACUUUCUGACUACCCAGCCGGAACUGAACCUGAGGAGUUCAGGGGUCAAGAAAGAGCUUACAGACGUGAUGCAGUUCUGGUUAGACCUUGGGGUGGACGGCUUCUUCAUCCGCAAUUCCGGGUACCUCUUUCAAGACUACGACCUGCGCGACGAGUCAUUGCUGCCUAAUAAAACAGAUGAUAAGGCAUACAGUUCCUAUGAUCACGCAUACACAUACGGACUGAGCGAAAUCCACGACAUGUUUGCAAGAUGGCGGGCUUUUCUGGACGACUACGGUAAUACUUCGAGACACGAUUACAUUGUGUUGCUAGCAGACAGGGUGGGUAGCUCGAAGGAGGUGUUGGAGUACUAUGGCCGCUUCAACAGAGACGGCGUUAACCUUCCAUUGAAUAACUUCUGCCUGGACCUGGACGAGUACAGUGGGGGACACGGGGUGGCCCAGGUGGUCCGUCAGUGGAUCAAAUCCAUGCCUGCAGGAAGAUGGGCCAACUGGCUGGGAGGAAUAGACACGUCCCCGCGUUUGAUUGACAGGAUGGGGGAAGCAAUGGCCCGCCCCUUCCUGACCUUAGCGAUGCUGAUGCCGGGGACACCCGUUGUUUACUACGGGGACGAAAUAGGGAUGAGGGGACACAACAGCUCCCAGAAGGACGAGGGACAAAGGAACCUGCCCAUGCGGACUCCCAUGCAGUGGGAUGCUACUGAAAACGCGGCUUCUGCUCCUGCUCAACAGGGAGCCCGUGGAUGCCCAUCAACCCCACGUCCACCACAGUCAAUGUGGAGCUGUCCUGCCGCGCAGAAGUCCGAGGACGAUAGUCUGUACAACUUGUUUACCAAUCUGACCGCAUUGCGCGCUGACAAUCCAGCCUUCCAUUACGGAGACUACAACGAGGCUGUUGUAGAUGAUCAAGUCUUCUCGUUCGUCCGAGACUACGACGGAGUCAAAGGAUUUUUGGUAGCCCUAAACUUCGUCAACCAAACAGUGACCAAAAGUUUCUGCGGCGCAUACUCGACCAUUGCCAGCCAGGGAGAAGUUGUCCUAGUGACCAGCAGUGACGUCAUUUACAAGAAAGGCAACUCUGUUUCGUGUUCCGGGGUGCAGCUGGGGCCCUAUCAGGGAUUGGUGAUGUCGUGGAACUACGCUGCAAAGGAACUGUAGGACUGAGCGAGCAUGAAUGAGUCUGGGAGAGAGAGAGAAGGAAAGAAAGACAGAGAGGACACAGGGUUAAUGCUAUUUGUAUGUUUUGUACAUGAUGAGGUAUCUCAGAAAUAGGAAAGUAUACUGAAAACAAGGAAUACCCGAGCAUAAAUGUCAUGUUCUGACUGAAGUGUGUGAUAAGUUAUGGAUUCUCCUUUUAAUUUGUUUUAAGCUGAACCUUUUUAUGCCUGAGACUUUCUGGUUUUGUUGACCUAACUGUAUUAAAUGUGCUUAUAAUGGCUUCUAGUACUUUUGUGACACCAAAAAGCAGUUUUUCUUGCCUCACCAAGCUGUUUUCUUUGUAAAGAAAAUAAUGCCUUCUACUCUUUUUGCAUACACUCUUCUUUGUUUGACCAGCCCCUGAGGUGCAAGUCAAUUAACAGCUCAGUCAUUUAUUCUGUAGAAAAUGGAUUUUGUAUACUGUCAGCUGAUGACAAUUAUUUUCUAUUUGACUCUCGUAUUUUACAAUGUACUACAAUAUGAAGCAUAUGCGGAACAUAAACUAAUUAUUCGGUGCACAAUUCCUCUAAGAAAAAAAAAAUUAAAGGAAUUCUAAUGUCACAUGUCUAAAUAUUAUUCCUCCUCCUAGGUGGUAUUGCUGUUGUUGAAAUCCUUCAGUUUAUCUCUGUCUCUAUCAUGCUACUCUUAUUUGACAACCUUUCUUACUAUUUCGUGUAUUGUUAAAAUAAAAUGGAAAUCUUGUAAACUGGGAAGAACGAUAGGGGAGUAAACUCUUAUCCCACCUCUGUUACAAUAAUUAUUGGUUAGUAGGUAUUAAUGCAACUGGUUAACAAAUACUAACCCAGUUUAUAUAAACACAAAUGUUAGAAACCGAUUUUAUUAAGAUACUUGUCUUUUAUGAUAAUAAACUGAAAAUAUACUA